AUGACGUGCAAAAGAAGAAACGGAGGACGAUCUAAACAUGGUCGCGGUCACGUAAAUCCUGUUCGUUGUACCAAUUGUGCUAGAUGCGUUCCGAAAGACAAGGCCAUAAAAAAAUUUGUAAUCAGAAAUAUUGUUGAAGCAGCAGCUGUACGGGAUAUAACGGAAGCUAGUGUAUACCCAUCUUAUCAACUUCCUAAAAUCUAUGCCAAGCUUCAUUAUUGUGUUUCUUGUGCUAUUCACUCGAAAGUUGUGAGAAAUAGAUCUAAGGCAGACAGACGUCUCAGAGCACCACCUGCGAGAAAUUUCCCAAGAGAUGUUAUGAGACAGGGUCAAAACCAACCAAGAAAAUAA
Molecule: messenger RNA, 351 nt
Organism: Pediculus humanus corporis (human body louse)
Lineage: Eukaryota; Metazoa; Arthropoda; Insecta; Psocodea; Pediculidae
Product: 40S ribosomal protein S26, putative
Exons: 3
Coding region: 1-351 (116 amino acids)
Biological process (GO): translation
Cellular component (GO): ribosome; cytosolic small ribosomal subunit
Molecular function (GO): mRNA binding; structural constituent of ribosome
Source: RefSeq, a predicted model, not a curated record